CCGCCCAGCCCAUUCCCCUCUUCACCAACAACACCAACAACAACCACCGGUUUCGCUCGAACCAGACAACAUGAUCACCCACAUCGUGCAAGUGCAAUUCAAGUCUUCGACCAGCCCCGACCGGGUUGAAGAAGUGUGCAGCAAUCUGGUCGCGCUGAAGGACAAGUGUCUUCAUCCGACCACCCAGACGGCAUACAUCAAAUCCUUCCGAGCCGGGAAACAGAACUCGCCUGAAGGGCUGAACAACGGCAUCACUCAUGUGUUCGUCAUGGAGUUCGAGUCCGAGGAAGACCGCGAGUACUACCUGAACAAGGACCCCGAUCAUCUCGCCUUCGUCAAGGGUCUGGGCGGGGACAUUGAGAAGGUGCAGGUGGUCGAUUUUACGAACGGCGUCUUCUAGAUUUCCCGGGCGCCCUCGGCUUACUACUGUGCCAUUUGAGGUGGGACACGGUAGGGAUGUUGAUUCCACGGACUGCAAGACCCGACCUGGACCUGGUCGUGUAAAUAGAUGACUCUUCGAGCAUGUGCAGCUGAUAAGCGAAUUGAUGUUUCAUGGACAUCUAAUCAUUGGCUUGAUUUCAUUCGCUAUAUUCUGAUUCGAUGCUUGAAACCCGCUGCAGGUGACUCGGUCGGAGUCCUUACCGUGUACCGACCAAGCCAAUUGGUUACAUGUAACCGGCGACACCACCCGUCAAGUUCGAAACGAAUCUGGGGGUUGAAUGACUGCAAUUGAAC
Messenger RNA from Aspergillus fijiensis CBS 313.89, 735 nucleotides. RefSeq names its product Dabb family protein. Bases 71 to 400 code for a protein of 109 amino acids. The transcript is spliced from 3 exons. Lineage: Eukaryota; Fungi; Ascomycota; Eurotiomycetes; Eurotiales; Aspergillaceae. The record is from RefSeq and is a predicted model, not a curated record.